This is a messenger RNA of Bursaphelenchus xylophilus (pine wood nematode), 591 nucleotides long. NCBI's taxonomy places the organism in Eukaryota, Metazoa, Nematoda, Chromadorea, Rhabditida, Aphelenchoididae. The record is from the annotation of a GenBank genome assembly.
AUGGCUUAUGAAGACGAUAGACUAUACACGAUCCGAACGAACGAUGGCGUCAUUUCCCUUCCUCCGACACAUUAUUUUCAGUAUCUGCUGAGGAUAAAGACCAAUGGGAGGAUGAUUAAGAGGAAUUCUGGAACUAUUUAUCCGGGUUUUGAUGAGUGGAAAGAAUUGAUGGAAGACAUGAUCGAAGAGGAAAGGGAGAGACUGACAGAAUGUGUGAAAACAACCACGGAUCAGAUCAAUCAGCUGUGCACUUUUCUGGAUAAGGAAUUCCCAUGCCUCAAAGGAACAGUUUUUAGCAGAGGUAGAAAGAUCGUUUUGUUUAUUUUACGCGUAAAAUUAUUUGCAAAACUUAUGUGUGCUUACAUAUUUUGGUGUCCAAGGCUUUUGCACGUCUUCUAUACAUAGCACGGUUGGUGUAAUUUCAAUUUCAAGGUUUGAUUUUUUUCAGAAUCAGGAAGGCCGGACCACGUUUACAAUGUAGCCCAAUUGGCAAUGUUGGAAUGUUUGGGUUGGAGUAACGAUCAAAAAAGGUUGAUGACGUACUGUUGCGUCACUGCCGAUUGCUAUAGAUUAUGUUAUGAUGACAAUUAA